Messenger RNA from Trichogramma pretiosum, 637 nucleotides. Its product is annotated as spore coat protein SP96-like. The record is from RefSeq and is a predicted model, not a curated record. Lineage: Eukaryota; Metazoa; Arthropoda; Insecta; Hymenoptera; Trichogrammatidae. The transcript is spliced from 2 exons. The coding region runs from base 51 to 293 and encodes 80 amino acids.
CCUUCGUCUGCAGUUCACUGUUUGUAUAUCACUGUUUGUAUUGAAAAUGUAUGGUCGUUGCGUUGUGCUGUGUCGCUGCAUCAAGUCAAACAGAGUAUGCGAAGAAGCAGGUAGCAGGCAAAAAUAAUUUGAAUGCUGUGUCAAAGACAGCAACGACCAUAACAGUUGCAGCAUCAAUAACAACAGCAACAACAUCAAGCUCAACAAAGACAGCAACGACAAUAACAGAGGCAGCAUCAACAACAACAGCAACAACAAGCUCAGCUGUCAAAAGGGUUGGUUUGAGAGUUUAAGGCAUAAAGAGUCGAUCAAGACUGAGAUAGACACAAAUGCUGUCAGUACAAACGCAACACCUCAGAUCUGUUCACAGUUUGUGCAAAACAGUUCUGAGGUAUAGAGUUUGUACGUUGCCAAUACAAUUUUCAACUAUGACUCAGUUCCUUUAGAUUAUUUUUUUUUUGCAAAUAAAACUUAUGUUUACAAAAUAUUCAUAUUAUUCAAUUAUAUAUCAAACAAUUAUAUUUAUAAGUUUGGAUCUGCUUUUUCAAUAAUGUUUACAAUAAUUGUUGUUCAAAAACAGUUCUGCGGUGUCGAGUUUGUAUAGUGCCAAUAUAAUUUUUAACUAUGACUCAAUUCC